AUGCUUGCGGCCGUCGCCACUCGUUCCCAGAGGCCCGCGCGCGCCAUUCGGAGGGCCCUGGCGACCCUGCCCUCACGGCGACGCCUAUCGACAGGCGCGUGCACGGCCCCGCCCGACUGGGGGCCGUCCCCGGGGACAUUGCUGCCACUGGCCAUCUACGUCCACUGGCCCUUUUGUGCGCAUCUUUGUCCCUGUUGCAAUUUCAACAAGUAUAAGCCCCCAGCAGCCGACUUGGCGCCUGGCCCCACCGGCCAGAGUUUCACCGACUCGCUCGGCGCCGCGGUGUUGGCCGAACUGAGGCGCGGCAUCCAGCGGGUGACCCCGGUGCCGGGUCAGUCAGCCGCCCGGCCAACACACCUACCCACAAGCCUCUACUUCGGCGGCGGCACGCCUUCUUUGAUGCCGAUGGAUGCUGUUCGGGAAAUUAUUGACUACGUGAGGUCCCUCCGGGGGGUCAUCCUCUCAGGGGUUUCGCCUCUCCUUUCCGAGGUGCCGAAUGAUCUGGAGAUCACCCUGGAGGCCAAUCCAACGGAUCAUCAUCUUUUUGCGGGUUUCCAUCAUGCAGGCGUCAAUCGCCUAAGCCUCGGCAUUCAGUCACUGGACGCCGGGCACCUGGCAGCCAUCGGUCGCUCACACACGACGUCGGAUGCAAUGGAAGCCAUCGCCGAGGCCAAGAAGAUCGCCUUCUCUCGGGGCGUGACCUAUGAUCUUAUGUUUGGGCUCCCCGGACAGGGCGUUGAUCAGUGGCACGAGGAACUAAGUGUGCGCAUCCGCUCCACAACAUACCACCUGUCCCUCUACCAAUUGACUGUGGAGCCGCACACGCCCCUCCAAAAGGUGCUCACAUCCCCCGACCGGCUGUCCGGUCUGGCCUCGGCCUGGGCCCUGCCACUGCGCCGGCUCCCGCCGAUGCCCACCGAGGAGGCCAUCGAGAAGAUGCACGAGUUGACCGACGGCCUGUGUGAAGCCCACGGCCUGCAUCGAUACCAAGUAUCCAACUGGGCGCGAGCCCUCAGCCCGGACCAGCUGGCCACCGGUUUCGAAAGCCAGCACAACUCCGCCUACUGGAAUGGGACAGACUAUGUCGGCGUCGGCCCAGGCGCACACGGUCGCUUCACACGCUUGACGGACGGGAUGCGCGUGCGCACGCGCUCGAUCCCUGAGCCCAAACGCUGGCUUAGCGCUGUCCAAUCUGGGGCCAGCCCGGAGGUUUGCACGGUUCUCUCGGCGCAGGAGGCGCGUGAUGAGCUGGUGUGUCUGGGGUCCCAACAGCGCCAGGGUCUUGUGAGAGAGCGCAUUGGCCGGGCUCUGUCAGCUCCGGCGGCACCGGCCUGGAAGGAUGUCAUCGAUAUGACCGCAGUCCCGGACCUGGUGGCCGGUGGGUUUGUGGAGUUCACAAAGCCCGUGCGCCAAUCUAGCCGGCCGACGGGGGAGAUUGUGGUUGAAGACCCGGACAUGGCGGCCGCCAUGCGUGUCACUCGCCGGGGUCUCCUUGUUGCCGAUACUCUCAUGGGCAAGCUGGUGAAGAUUGACUGA
This is a messenger RNA of Fonticula alba, 1536 nucleotides long. RefSeq lists its product as hypothetical. Gene Ontology annotation, cellular component: cytoplasm. NCBI's taxonomy places the organism in Eukaryota, Rotosphaerida, Fonticulaceae. The record is from RefSeq and is a predicted model, not a curated record. Gene Ontology annotation, biological process: porphyrin-containing compound biosynthetic process. The coding region runs from base 1 to 1536 and encodes 511 amino acids. Gene Ontology annotation, molecular function: 4 iron, 4 sulfur cluster binding; catalytic activity. The transcript has 9 exons.